Molecule: messenger RNA, 849 nt
Organism: Oikopleura dioica
Lineage: Eukaryota; Metazoa; Chordata; Appendicularia; Copelata; Oikopleuridae
Source: the annotation of a GenBank genome assembly
AUGAAACUAGUAGUUCUUUUUUUAAGCAGUUUGCUGGCAGAGACGAUUAAUUUCUUUGACUUUCGUCAAACAACGACCGCGCGAACUGGUCUUGCCCGAGCGACAAGAAAUUUCGAGAGCGAGUUGUACGAGGCGGAAGAAAUUGGAUGGACAACUGAACCAGUUCUUCCAGCUACAACAACUCCGGCAUCAACAACAACAACCACUACUACAACAACAACGACAACGACGACAACUACAACCACCACCACUACCACCACAUCAACAACAACAAUGACCACAACAUCAACAUCAACAAUGGCGACACUUCCCUCAACGACAACUCCAACAACGACUGUCUCACCAACAACGACAACAAAACCAACAACAACUCCUCCUCCAACAACAACAGCUUUAACAACAACAACAACAACAACAACAACAACAGUCUUACCAACAACAACGAGCCCUUGUUGUACUACGAUUGAUGAAUUCGCCGCUAUCGCCAGACAUGGCAGCUAUGUUGGAGCUGCUCAUAAAGAAAUUGAAGAGGAAAAGGAAAAAAUGGAGCAAGAUUUCUUGGAAGAACUUCAGCUUGGAAGUAAAUAUUUUGAUAUUUCGAUUGAUUUGAGCACUGCAAAUCUUCGUUAUCUCACUCAUCUGUUCAAAACCGAAGCGAAUUUUAACCAAUUCAAGAAGAGAUGGAACUUCUGCCACAAAUUAAAAGUCAAUAAGCGAUGGAAUAUUUACAGACGUCGCCGAUGCAACUUCGUUCUCUCCGACAAUCGUCUCAAGCUCUACAACGAGUUCAAGCAAAACCGCGGUCGCUAUACUCGCCAUAGAACAAGAAAUUAUCGACGAAGAAACUAA